CUGCCUCAAGAGGAGGGUGGGGGAACAGGUGGCUACAGCUGAUGGGAGCUCCUGGUGUUGACAGAGAUGGAGCCUGGACGAGGAGGCCCUUCUGUGCUGCCCCUCCGGGCCGGGCCUAGGCGGCAGCAGCCUGCGCUAUGGCCCACCCUGGCCGCUCUGGCCCUGCUGAGCAGCGUCGCCGAGGGUGAGGCCUCCCUGGGCCCCGCGCCCCGCAGCCCGGUCCCCCGCGAAGGCCCCACGCCCGCCCCGGCGUCCCCCGCGGGCCCCCUGCCCGGGGGCCGCGCGGCCCGUCUAUGCGGCGGAAGAGCCCGGCGCCCGUCGCCCCCGCCGCCCCGGCCCGCGCCCCCGCCGCCAGCGCCCUCGCCCUCGCCCGCACCCCCUCGCGGGGCCCGCGCGGCGCGGGCGGGGGGCCGGGCCGGCAGAAAGAGCCGGGGAAGCCGCGCGCGGGCCGCGGGGGCGCGGGGUUGCCGCCUGCGCUCGCAGCUCGUGCCGGUGCGCGCGCUCGGCCUGGGCCACCGCUCCGACGAGCUGGUGCGCUUCCGCUUCUGCAGCGGCUCCUGCCGCCGCGCGCGCUCCCCGCACGACCUCAGCCUGGCCAACCUGCUGCACGCCGGGGCCCUGAGGCCGCCCCCGGGCUCGCGGCCCGUCAGCCAGCCCUGCUGCCGACCCACGAGCUACGAGGCCGUUUCGUUCAUGGACGUCAACAGCACCUGGAGAACCGUGGACCGCCUCUCGGCCACUGCCUGCGGCUGUCUGGGCUGAGGGCUCGCUCCGAGGGCGUGCGGACAGACCCUGACCAGUGGAUCUAACUGCCUGGGAUCACUGGAGCUCGGCCGGAGAUGGAGGCUUCGGCCGUGUGAGUGAUGGACAUCAGCCCUGCGGAGAUGGAGGCACGACUGACCGGCGGCCCCAGGGCUCCCACCCUGCCGGCCUCAAGCCCGCAGACACCAGAGACCUCAGCUGUGGAGAGCCGAGGGCCCACUGCUCACAGACUCUGUCACUGCCCGGGACAGGAACCCAGGACUCCUCGAGAGAACCCAGCAGUGUGAGGUCUCAACCUAAGCCCGGGCCUGGGGGGACAGAUUUGGAGACGUGUUGUAAUUCGUUGCCGAAGUGCCUGUGCUGGAGCGGGCCUUGGACUCUCUGGUGGGAGCUGGACCCCUAUUUAUUACUUCUAAGUUAUUUAUUUA
This is a messenger RNA of Bubalus bubalis (water buffalo), 1190 nucleotides long. It is a transcript of the gene ARTN, whose product is annotated as artemin. Gene Ontology annotation, molecular function: receptor tyrosine kinase binding; growth factor activity; glial cell-derived neurotrophic factor receptor binding. NCBI's taxonomy places the organism in Eukaryota, Metazoa, Chordata, Mammalia, Artiodactyla, Bovidae. The record is from RefSeq and is a predicted model, not a curated record. The transcript is spliced from 3 exons. The coding region runs from base 67 to 762 and encodes 231 amino acids.